GAGGAAUAUUGCGGCAUAGUUACACCUCAGGAGCCGGCUUAUGAGCUUAGUGGCUCUGUGCCAGUACGCGGCGAGAAAUUGCGCAUCAGUUUGCCACGUAAAGACUCAACUAAGGAGCGGGUACAGAGCUCAAAGUCCCCACGACGAGCAUCCAACACUAGCGGCAAGUCUUGGUUUGAGUUCGCCGAGGAGGGUCUGCGCGCCAAUGCAGCCAACUUGGAACGCAAAGAUUCUAACAAACAAUUGUUACAGCAGAAAAAAACCGGAAAAGGAAACAAAAACAAAGUCACCUGCCGGCACAGCGACCACAACCACCGUGCAGAUCAUGCAAACGCAAAUUACACCAACCUCCGGCACCACAACGACGCAACGAAAGCUCUCUGGACAUUGGAUAGAUUUCGAAAAUAUACCGGAAAAACGCAAGCCACCAAAGCGAAUUACGGCUUUGCCCAAAGACGGCGUCAUUUCCACGACUACUAGCAGCAGCCGAACUCACGCCGCCCAAACGAGUGGGCAACAUGCGGCGCACACCCACGCACACGGACAAGGGCCCGGGCAUGGACACCAGCCACCACAGCCAGAUGUGACUAUGGACGGCAAAAUCCACUACAACUAUGUAAAGCCGGAAGACUGUCAGUGCGAGUGUCAUGAGGCAAAGAGGGAAGGAGCCGUGGGCGCUGGCGCUGAUGAGACGGAGGAAGCAGGCACGGUCGGUGCAGACGAUGAGGCUGACGGUGUAGCAAGCAGCAAAUCCAUAACCAGCGUGGAUCUUCUACAGCAAGGUGAGGAUAUGUUGCCAUUGCUGGACCCUGACACACAAGAUGGAAUUGAGCCAAGUGACUCGUCGCGUGAGUACAGCUGCUACACGGACGAUGAGAUGGAUGUGCCGAUGCGGCAGACAAGCUCCAGUCGCUCGAAAAGCAGUUCCUCAAAGCUGGAUGAGUUUCCGCGUCGUGAUGUAUCGCACAGUCCACGAAAUCGGAAGUUUCCGGACAAUCGCAAGUGA
Rhagoletis pomonella (apple maggot) is the source of this 1006-nucleotide messenger RNA. RefSeq lists its product as uncharacterized. Lineage: Eukaryota; Metazoa; Arthropoda; Insecta; Diptera; Tephritidae. Bases 41 to 1006 code for a protein of 321 amino acids. The record is from RefSeq and is a predicted model, not a curated record. The transcript is spliced from 3 exons.